AGCUAGACAAGGGGAAAAACAAGGAAGAGCUCACAAGCAGGCAGGUCGGUGUGUAUGUUCACUUGUCCAGAGUGUGCCGUGGAGACCAAGAAAAGAGGAGUUUACCCAGGCAGUGGGUUUCUCAACACGGAUAUGGACGUCCCAGAUUCCCCAAACUGGAAUAUGGGGCUGCUAAGGACCUUUGAUUCCUCUGAGUUUGGCAGCUGGGAGAAAAUUGGCUCAGGUGGAUUUGGACAAGUAUACAAAGUCCGGCACAUACAGUGGAAAACAUGGCUGGCUAUCAAGUGCCCUCCCUGCCUUCACAUGGAUGACAAGGACCGUGCGGAGCUGCUCGAGGAAGCCAAGAAGAUGGAGGCGGCCAAGUUCCGUUAUAUCCUUCCCGUGUAUGGGAUCUGUGAGGACCCCCAGGGCCUGGUCAUGGAAUACAUGGAGACCGGCUCUCUGGAGACCCUGCUGGCCAACGAGCCGCUGCCCUGGGAGCUCCGCUUCCGCAUCAUCCACGAGACAGCGGUGGGCAUGAACUUCCUCCACUGCAUGAAUCCGCCUCUGCUCCACCUGGACCUGAAGCCUGCCAACAUCCUGCUGGACGCACACUAUCAUGUCAAGAUAUCUGAUUUUGGCCUGGCUCGGUGGAACGGCCUGUCACGGGCUGACGACAUCAGCAGAGACGGCUUCUGCGGCACCAUCGCCUACCUGCCUCCCGAGAGCAUCAUAGAGAAGGACAGAGUGUCGGACACCAAGCAUGAUGUUUAUAGUUUCUCCAUCGUCAUCUGGGGGAUUCUCACACAGAAGAAACCGUACCAAGGAGAGAAUAACAUCCUGCAGAUCAUGGUGAAGGUGGUUAAAGGCGUGCGUCCAGACUUGGCGGCAGUGUCGCGCUGUCGACCUUCAGCGUGUUCGGGUUUCCUGAGCCUCAUGCAGCGCUGCUGGGCCUCGAACCCUGACGCCAGACCCAGCUUCCAGGAGAUCACAUCUGAAGCUGAGGAGCUCUGCUCCAAACCUCAAGAGGAGCCCAGGACGCCCACCUUAUCUACGUCAGAGUCGGAGUCCUCGUCCCAUAACGCACUCACUGGUGACCAGGUCAAAGACAAGCCGGUGCGUCCAAAGUCCGCCAUGUUGCCGGAAAAAGAUUACAGCCUAUCGGAGCUGCUGAGUCAGGUGGAUUCUGGGAUCUCCAGGAGCUUUGAUCGAGUGAAGGAAGAUGGCUGCCACAGCAAAGAGAACACCUGCAAGAGACUGUCUGGCAUCUCCUCUGCAGAUUCAGCCUUCUCCUCCCAAGACUCCAUCACGCUGUCUUUUGAAAAAGAAAGUACAUAUGAUUCUGCUGAGGUCCAGAAGCGGAAGCUGUGUGAUGCCAUCAGGACCAAAGACACUGCCAAGCUGAUGAAGAUCCUCCAGCCUCAAGACGUUGACCUUCUCCUGGAUGGAGGGGGCAGCCUACUCCACCACGCCAUCACCUUGAACAACGAAGAGGCCAUCAAGUUCCUCCUCAUGAACAAUGCCAAUCCCAACCUUGCCAAUGCCCGUGGCUCCACACCCCUCCACCUGGCCACAGAGAAGCACCUGAAGCCACUGGCGGAACUUCUGCUGAGCCGCCGCAGCACCAACAUCAAUGCCAAAGACGAAGACCAGUACACAGCUUUGCACUGGGCUGCUCAAAAUGGGGACGAGGCUAUCACGCGCCUCCUGCUGGACCGCGGAGCCGCCAUCAAUGAGACAGACGGUCAGGGCCGCACACCGGCUCAUGUUGCAUGCCAGCACGGUCAGGAGAAUGUGAUCCGGGUGCUGCUGAGCCGCGGUGCAGACGUUCGCAUCAAGGGCAAGGACAACUGGACGGCGCUCCACUUUGCUGCUUGGCAAGGACAUCUGGGUAUCGUGAAGCUACUGGUCAAGCAGGCCGCUGCCGACGUGGACGGACAGACGACGGACGGCCGCACGCCGCUGCAUCUGGCAUCCAGGCGGGGGCAGUACCGAGUGGCGCGGAUCCUGAUUGAACUAGGUGCAAAUAUUCACAUGCUGUCCGCCGGGCUGAACACGCCACUGCACGUGGCUGCAGAGACGGGUCACACCAGCACGUCACGCCUCUUGAUCAAACACCAGGCGGAUAUUCACGCCCAAAACGAUCACAGACUCACUCCCCUCCACCUAGCCUCCCAGCGAGGCCACCUGGCCACCGUCAAGAUGUUGAUAGAAGAAGGGGCAGACCCAUACAGACCCGCCCAUGCCCUACGCACGCCCUGCCACCUAGCGGCAGAGAAUGGACACUGUGAAGUCCUCAAAGAGCUGCUCCACCACUGUCCUGAUGGUGGCGCUCUGUCAGAUGAGCAGGGGCUCAGCCCGUUACACCUGGCAGUGCAGGGUGGGUACUCGGAUAUCAUAACUGUGCUGUUGCCACAGGAUUGUCAGGACAUGGUUACUGAGAACUCAGCGCAGCUGGGAGCCGAGCAGCCAGGCCCACCGGAGGCCAAGCAGCUCCAGAGAAAAGUUGUGAUUCUCAAACUGACCGAGCGCAGUGACUGUCCACAAGCAACCAGCUAACCAGAGCACAGACUCUGUCAGAACUGUGUCACUGUUUAUACGCCACUAGUGCCUUAGUUAGGGAGCGGAUUAUCUUUCCAAUCUUAGGACUUUAACGCCCCUUGAGCACUGCAGGUAAUUUCAUACUGGUCAGAAAACCGUUUAAUGUAAAUAUGUAAAUACUUGCUUUUGAUUUCAGAUUUUUUUUGUAUACUUUUUUUUACAUAACAAGCUCCUUUUUUGAUGUAACAAGCACAUGUUGUGUAUCAGGAUUCUGAUUGUGUGACCUGUAAACCUGGGGACUUCUCACUGUACUGCACAACAGCUGGUUUUCCCUGUGAGUUAAUGUUUUAUCAGAACACACACUUUGGUCACAAGCGCUGUACAGCAUCACAGCCUUUGCAUUAUCUUUUUUUAAAGAGAAAGAAAAAGAAACAUCAGUGUUCUGUACCUGUUACAUAUUAGUGCAUCAUCAUCCAUUAAAAGAUUUAAAAAAAUAA
Messenger RNA from Solea senegalensis (Senegalese sole), 3017 nucleotides. RefSeq names its product receptor-interacting serine-threonine kinase 4 (gene ripk4). The record is from RefSeq and is a predicted model, not a curated record. Gene Ontology annotation, biological process: protein phosphorylation. The coding region runs from base 55 to 2538 and encodes 827 amino acids. Gene Ontology annotation, molecular function: protein binding; protein kinase activity; ATP binding. The transcript has 8 exons. NCBI's taxonomy places the organism in Eukaryota, Metazoa, Chordata, Actinopteri, Pleuronectiformes, Soleidae.